AUGAUACCACUUUCGCAAUACCUAGUACCGCAUACACAGGAGGUGUAUUAUAUCCCAGAUUUUGUGUCCGUCGAUGAGGAAGAUGUGCUGAUACGGAAGAUUCAAGCUUCGCCUUUGCCGAAAUGGAGGCAUCUCGCCAAUCGCAGGCUGCAGAUAUGGGGUGGUAACAUGACUGCAAAGAAAGUUUUGCUACCGGAAGCGAUGCCGGACUUUGUGACCAUGUUCCCAGACAUCGUUGGCCGUAUUGCGGCCACAGGCGCAUUUUCAGAGUCCUCGCAUCGGAGGCCGAACCAUAUCAUCGUGAACGAAUACCUCCCAGGGCAGGGCAUCAUGCCGCACGAAGACGGUCCCGCCUACCAUCCUGUCGUCACCACUCUCUCAUUGGGUUCGCACGCAGUGUUUCACUAUUACCGAUACAAGCCUUCUGCCACUGCCGCAAGCGAAGAGGAAGCUGAAGGCGAGUCUGGGAAGGUCAUCGACCCGGAGCCGGUGCUGUCAGUAUUAUUGGAACCUCGCAGCCUGGUGAUCACAACGUCCUCGCUAUAUCAGACGCAUCUGCACGGGAUCGAAUAUGUCGCAGAAGACGCCUUUCACCGGACCGAUGGGCACACAUGCAUUGCGAAUGUGGACUUGAUCGCCGACGGUGCGGCGAAGUCAACAAUUUUGAGGGGAGGAAAAUUGACAAGAAGGACGAGGUAUAGUCUCACAUGCCGUGAUGUAGAGAAGGUGGCUGGCGGUCUGCCGUUCGGUAAACGCUGGUACUGAAUUGGUAUCGCAGCAUGAUGUUUUCGUCGAAAUCUAGGCAUUGUCCAGGCCAUCCAUAGUGUAGGUACCGGACAUAGCAACUUGUUUGACAGCC
Molecule: messenger RNA, 859 nt
Organism: Laetiporus sulphureus 93-53
Lineage: Eukaryota; Fungi; Basidiomycota; Agaricomycetes; Polyporales; Laetiporaceae
Exons: 7
Coding region: 1-765 (254 amino acids)
Source: RefSeq, a predicted model, not a curated record